Clonostachys rhizophaga is the source of this 1173-nucleotide messenger RNA. The record is from the annotation of a GenBank genome assembly. Lineage: Eukaryota; Fungi; Ascomycota; Sordariomycetes; Hypocreales; Bionectriaceae.
AUGGAUCGUGCAUUGGAACAUCACCAGUCGUAUAUUGGUCGCCCUGUGGCUGAGCUGCCUUCGCCAUCUCUGGUCCUCAGCCUGCCGAUUCUAAAGCGCAAUACGGAGGCCCUGCUUCAAGAUGUCGAAGAUCUCGAAAUCGCGUUCCGACCCCACGUCAAAACAUUGAAGACACUCGAGAUGACGAGAUUGAUGUUAGCCGGGGGAAAAUUCCGCUCAAUUGUAGCAUCAACGGUUACCGAGAUCAAGGGUUGCUUGCCCCUAGUUUCAGAAGGUAUCCUGGAUGAGUGUGUAUACGGGUUUCCUGUUUACCCAAGUGUACUCCCGGAGCUUGUUCAACUGCGCCAACAUCUUGAAAUCAUCCUGAUCAUAGACAAUGAGCAACAGAUUGACCUACUAGAGAAAGCGGAUCAUGGCAAGCGGUGGGAAAUUUUCAUAAAGCUUGAUGUCGGUGCUCGACGUGCUGGUGUCGAUCCCAGCAGCCCUGUGCUCGACAGGCUUAUACAACGAGCCAACGCCAGCCCAGCCAUGUCUAUCUACGGCUUUUACUGCCACGCCAAUCACUCCUACGGAGGCCGUACUCGGAGAGAGGCUGAAGACAUGCUGAAAAUCGAGAUCGACAGCCUUCUGGGUGCAGCUGAGCUGCUUCCCAGUGACCGCAAGGUGGUGUUAUCCCUUGGUGCCACACCUACGGCCCACGUCAUCAAGAGUCUCAAGGCCAAGGCGCCCGAGAACGUGCAGAUAGAGCUGCAUGCCGGUAACUUCCCCUGCAACGAUCUCCAACAAGUUUCGACGGGUGUGGUCACAGAGCAAGAUCAAGCUGGUCGAGUGAUUGCUGAUGUCUGCAGCUUGUAUGAGGAGAGAAAUGAGGCGCUAGUCAAUGCAGGCGUCACGUCUUUAUCCAGGGAAACAAGUCCAGCAUAUCCCGGAUUUGGGAGGAUUGCCAGUUAUCCAAAAUGGGGCAUUACUCGCAUGUCACAAGAGCACGGCAUCUUGGGCCUGAUGACUGAUGAUAAAAGUACCGAAAGGGCUGAGGUCACUUUCAAGGUUGGACAGAGGUUGCAUAUAUACUGCAACCACAUCUGCAUUACGGCUGCUGCCUUUCAGGUUUAUUUCAUCGUAGAUGAAAACGACAUUGUUCAAGAAACAUGGAUACCAUGGAAAGGCUGGUGA